AUCAACUGCAAGAUGACUUUCCCAUACCAGUGUCUUGCUGCUCGCGAGUUCACAGAGACUGGACCGGGCGGUUGGACGCUCUUUGGCGCAUGCGGUUCGACACUAGUUGCGCAGUCCAGCAGUGGAGGUACAUCGACUUGGACGAAGCCAGAUGAUCAUAUUGCAGUACCCGAACCAGAAGAGCGAGAUGAAGAGAAGGAAGGACCACCAGAGAAGAAAGUCAAAUUGUCGCAGCCGCCAAAACAGCAAAAGGUGAACUUUUCGAACCUAGUUGUCUCAAGCGAUGGGCGAUACAUCAUUGGGGUUACUGGCGAGGACAAGUGCAUUCGUGUAUUCGAAACCGACAUCCAGAACCAGCUACGGCAGCUCAGCGAGAGGCACAUGACGAGGCGGCCCUGCUCAAUCACUCUGACCUCGGAUGACUCGACAAUCCUGUGCGCGGAUAAGUUUGGGGAUGUCUACUCUCUACCACUGCUCCCCUCCCCGGACUACCGGGCACCUGAAGCCCCGGAGGAGCCAACUCAAGAGACUGAAUGGGUACCUUCCGCGACUGUGCUCACUGUUCACUCUGGCAGGAAUCGCAAGACCUUGGAAGACCAGCUGAAGACGAAGAAGAAGGGACCAGCGCCACCGAAGGAUGAGAUGAAGUUCGAGCAUCAGCUCCUUCUGGGUCAUGUCUCGAUGCUUACAGAUAUCGUGACCACGAGGACAGAGCAUAACCGCAGCUACAUCAUCACAGCAGACCGAGACGAGCACAUUCGUGUCUCUCGCGGACUCCCGCAGGCCCACAUCAUCGAGGGCUUCUGCUUUGGCCAUGGGGCGUUCAUCAAUAGACUCUGUCUUACGCGAACUGGGAGGCUCGUGUCUGGUGGCGGAGAUGCACACUUGUACGUCUGGGACUGGCAGAACUUCAAGCUUCUUGAAAAGCUGCCCAUCCUUGACGCUGUUGUGGAGCAUCUUAAGUGUCGCCCCAAGGUCGCAGUGGAAGCGAUCACCAAGGUCGCAGUAUCUGGUAUCUGGAGUGUGCCAAAUCAAGAGGAGAUUCUUGUAGCCUGCGAGGGUGUCCCGGCUCUAUUCUCCUUCAAGGUUGACGCGAUGACAAAUACGAGCAGUGCAGCAACAGAGUACAGCUGCGCAAUUGCGCUGAAGGGUAACGCGCUCGACGUCACUUUCUUGCCUAUUUCUCCAACAUCGUCUGCGGCCGUUGUCUCUAUCGACAAUGUGCACAAGCCAGCAUCCACCAAGGAAGUGCGCGAGGACGAGGAAAUACAUCGUCUGCAGUGCUUCUCGUCGCUAGAGAACGGCAAAUGGCAGGAGGAUUCACACACAUCAGAAGUGCUGAAGUCAUUCCACGAACAAGUCUUCGACGUUGAGGCUGGCGCAAGCGGCGGUGACGACUCGACGACCGGUAACGGAAAGGGUGGUCUGGGAGCGGCAGAUGAUAAAGCACUGCGAGACAUGCUCUACAGUGUGGAGAACCUCAGGAAGCGUCCAGGCGCUGAGGAGUAGACAGUCGACUAGUGCGAAGCCGCUACGAGUAGUGACAAAGCUGCGUGGCGCAGGAGAACCUCGGCCUGUCUGCCUGUGCUGCAAGUAAUCAGAUCCGAGGAGCAUCCGGCACGGCAGGGGCACGAUUGGGCAUCUGAUGUAAAGUUCAGCCUCCAGGCCAGUAAAACAUCAUAAAUGAAGACAUCGAAGAAAGACAACAGUGUA
Messenger RNA from Didymella exigua CBS 183.55, 1713 nucleotides. RefSeq lists its product as uncharacterized. The transcript is spliced from 4 exons. Lineage: Eukaryota; Fungi; Ascomycota; Dothideomycetes; Pleosporales; Didymellaceae. Gene Ontology annotation, molecular function: tRNA (guanine(46)-N7)-methyltransferase activity; protein binding. Gene Ontology annotation, cellular component: nucleus; cytosol; tRNA methyltransferase complex. The record is from RefSeq and is a predicted model, not a curated record. Gene Ontology annotation, biological process: RNA (guanine-N7)-methylation. The coding region runs from base 13 to 1509 and encodes 498 amino acids.